CCGAUAAUUCGUCUUCUCGGUGACAAACAUCUUUAACUUAACAACAUCAGGUCAUCAUACCACAUCCCCAAGAACUUCAUAAAGAGAUCUCAACACAUAUUCCUCCACAGCAUUAUCUCCUGAUUCAUCAAACAUCACACCUCCCACAGCUUCCUCAUACAGUUCCAACGCUUCCACCUAUCAUCAUUCCUCCCUCGCCCCCCAUUCACAAUGGCACCUCCCAACAAUAACCCCAACGGCUACUACGUCGAAUCCUUCCCCGCCCCCGGCCUCCGCCAAAUCGUCCGGCACAUCACCGGCCUCAACGACCGAGGCGAAUCCGUCUUCCUGCACUCCGACCACGGCGACCACCACCGCUUCAUGGUCCAGAACCAAGCCAUCUCCAACCUGCUCUACUCCACUCAGGAGACCCCGGUUGAUCUCAACAACAAUGUCGAUAUCCAGAAGGCUAGGGGGGAGGAGCCCCCCUUCCACUACAAAUCCGGCUCCAUAGUCCGGAUGAUCGACUUCGGCCCCGGCGUCGAGUCCCCCCUCCACCGGGCCAUGACGAUUGACUACGGUAUUAUUGUUGAGGGCGUGUUUGAGUUGAUUCUGGAUUCGGGCGAGAAGCGGAUCAUGCGCCAGGGGGAUGUGAGCGUGCAGAGAGCGACGGCGCAUAAGUGGGUGAAUGUCACGGGGAACGGAACGCUGCCGGGGAGGGUGAUGUGGGUGUUGCUGGAUUGUAAGGAGGUGGUGGAUGCGAGGGGGGAGAAGGUUGAGGGGUAUUUGGGGAGUUUGAAGGAGCAUUAUGAGGGGCGGUAGAUUGGUGCCUUCUGUCUUUGAUAGUACGGGUUUUGCGUGAGAAUGUUGAAAUUUGAG
Messenger RNA from Neurospora tetraspora, 858 nucleotides. RefSeq lists its product as uncharacterized. Bases 211 to 801 code for a protein of 196 amino acids. The record is from RefSeq and is a predicted model, not a curated record. NCBI's taxonomy places the organism in Eukaryota, Fungi, Ascomycota, Sordariomycetes, Sordariales, Sordariaceae. The transcript has 2 exons.